This is a messenger RNA of Parastagonospora nodorum SN15, 813 nucleotides long. RefSeq lists its product as hypothetical. NCBI's taxonomy places the organism in Eukaryota, Fungi, Ascomycota, Dothideomycetes, Pleosporales, Phaeosphaeriaceae. The record is from RefSeq and is a predicted model, not a curated record. The transcript has a single exon. The coding region runs from base 1 to 813 and encodes 270 amino acids.
AUGUUCCAUUAUAGUCUGCUCAUCCAGCUUCACCUACCCUACAUGCUUGGGUCUUCUCCAUCAGAACAAGUCUGUCAUUACUCACGUAUCACAUGCGUCAACGCCUCGCGCGAAGUCAUACUGCGCUUCAUAACACUACGCAACUUUGAUGAUAUAGGAUGCGACUGCCGCACUAUCGAAUUCCUCGCUCUCAUGGCGGCCAUGGCUUUGCUUAUUGCUCAUCUGGAGGGCCAGUGCCUCGAGUCUGGGAAUCUGCUGGCCCAUCAGUACAUCACCGAUCGCGCCCUCAUAGAACAGGUGCAAGAUCACAUGGCGAAGCUACAUAAACUCAACGGAGACCCACUCAGUGCACAAAGUGCUAUUCUGUUAGAGCGACUGCUUAUGAUCGACGGCGAAGACAGCCUCUCGAAGGAUGAGCAGAUUGUGCCUUCGCUCCGUGACCAAGACGAUGACAUUGCAAUCAGUCCGCAGACUCCGUAUUCGACCAUCAUCAGGAUUGCUCGUGAAGGCAUCAUUAAACCAGCUCCGCGACUUGAAGACACUCCCGCCUCGACUGCGUUCACAUCAGAGAGUUUGGACGCAACCACAGCGGCAGUGGGAUGUAGCAGCACAUAUGAUACGUCCGAAUUGUCUAGCUUCAAUUUUGCUCUACAGCAAGGGGACUUCCCAUCUCUGACUGCAGGUCUCGAUGAUUGGGCGUUUCAGGGUGUUGACACAGCUUUCUUCGAUAGCUUACUGCGCAGUACCAACCUAGGAGAGAAUGGCUUGAAUAACGCCGGGACUUUCGGAAGUAACAUGAACAGUACACAGUAG